Xyrichtys novacula (pearly razorfish) is the source of this 8681-nucleotide messenger RNA. The record is from the annotation of a GenBank genome assembly. Lineage: Eukaryota; Metazoa; Chordata; Actinopteri; Labriformes; Labridae.
GUGUCUGGGGCGUUUCACUGGGACAGCCCGGUUGUGUCCGGGUAAGAUGGCGUUGGAAGAGCAGUGCUCGGCACCACCUCGAUGGCGGUCCAUAUCUUUGACACACGUAGAGUUCCCCGAGGGUGAGUAAAUGUAAUGUAUUUCUCUUUCUACUGAAACUGACAGCCGCUCAGUACAUUUGGAAGUGUGCGUGUGUGUGCUCGCUGCUGAAUGGACUCGGCCGCUGGUGCAGCAGCUGCCAAACUGUGAGCUGCUGUAAAACCUGAAGCUCAGCGGGGAAUGAAGAAACCCGGACUGCCAAAUUGUAAGACAACGCGCAUGCGCAUGAGGAGACAACGUCCACAAUGAAGGCUAGUUAGCCUGUUAGCUAUUUUAAAAUCGGCUUUGAUAUGUUCUGUAAGCAGAAAAUAAAAUACGGUUUUGCAAAGCCCCGUGAUAAAUAUUUGACAAAACCCAAGCACCUUUAACGAGAAAUUAUAUUUUUAACCGUGGUGACAAUAAAUGGCUAAUUCGCCUUACAGGAAAGUAGCCGUGGCUGUGGCUAAGGUAUUAGCUAGCUCCUGGGUUUGAGUAUGUUUAAUAUAACAAGCAAAUCCGAUUACUCAAAGAUAUUUGAUGUUACAAAACCAAAUUAUGUGGUCUGUUACUUUACAUAAAUUCCGGCUGAGUGUUUUUAACAAAGGAGGAUCACACUUUGUUCCCAGAGUUAAACAUUUUAUCCAUCCGGGUUCACUGAGCGUCUCCAAGUAUCACUCCCACCUCUGCUAGAAAGCUUCACUUGUCUUUUAUCAAUCCCUUAAUUUUAAUAAUGUGUAACUUUGUUCCAGAUGACCUGACGGGACAUGUCCUGGCCUAUAUCAGUCUCCUGCCCAUUGCAAUCCUUGUGGGUUUUGUUACACUGAUAGUGUUUAAACGGGAGCUGCACACGGUGAGUUCUGCACAGGCACUAGAAGUGUUAUUUUGCAUAAAGAGCAUCACUUUACAAGCCCAUUUUCUGAACACCAGGGACACUUUUGACAGAUAGGCCUUGUGUUUUUUCAUUUCCCAUUUGUUGACCUAUGCAUUUCUUUAAACAGAUUUCCUUCUUUGGGGGGCUCAUCCUAAAUGAAGGGGUGAACUGGUUGCUAAAGCACAUUCUCAGAGAGCCGCGCCCAUGUGCAGGUAAAUCGUUCACUCAGUCAUCAAAAUUAAUCCAGCCUUAAAGUAGUCCAGGUAGAGAAAGUGGUACUUGUACCUCAGAGCUGCCAAGCGUCACGCUUUCAGUGUGACAGUCACGCAUUUUGACCCAUUCACAGACCACACGCUACGCUUGACAUUUCUCACGCUUAUUUUUCCCCAUUCAAUACUCUGUAUUUAUUUUUUUCAAAAUAAUACACUUAGCUUGCUCUAAUUCGAGUAACUCUGAUUGACUGACCGAGAUAACCAAUCCCAGACCAACCUAUCAGUCUUUUGUGCCUAAAGGUCCUUUAAACACUGGGAACGACGCAAAUAUACGACGCGAAAUUACGAAGUAUUCGGAGGCGAAUUUUUACGCGCCUGACUAUACAGAUCAAGCGCAAUGCGAUUUUGCGACUUUCUGGGGGGAAAAAGACGUGUCCUGGGUGGAAGCGAGAAGACUGACACAACACCAGACUGACUGUUUUUCAGUUCUGAUUAGACAGUAGUGUUGAGAUGACUGUCUGUCAUGAUAGCAUGUACUGAGUCAGGGCCAGUACCAGAUAAGCACAUUAAACUAAUCCAUAAAUGUAAGGUACCAACCAAGACCUAAUGGUGCUGUGACAGCAACGCGACUUGAGUUUGAGACAGUGAAAAUACUUAUGGUAUGUUGUAUCUGAACAGGUUAGCUUACAAGCUAAAGUUACUUAGCACAGAUGAAAGUUAAAACAGACGUUUAGCAAACUGUUAAAGCACACAAACCAUCGUUGGCCAUGUUGGAUAUACCGGUGAAUCAGACGUCGCAACAACACGCAAUCUGAUUGGUCAGAAGUGGACACACAGUAUGCGAAACUUUAGAAAAAUUGACCGUGAUACAAAAAUUAAAUGCAGAAAUAUCGCAGGACGGGAAAACGUUGCUGAUAUGAGCGCUUGUACUGACAGGAUACGGGUUCGAAAAAAAUACUGAGGUCCGAAAUAAUCGCAUGAAAAAAACGGUUCCGGUGUGAAAGGACAUCGAUGCUGCGUUCCAGUUACCUUGGAAGUCAGAUGUCGGAGCUGAAAAUGACUGAAGUGCUAAAAUAACUUUCGUAGAUGUAGCCAUCUUGUUUCCGCCUCUGAUUUUGCUCUUUUCCUACUUGGUAACUGAAACACUGAGUUUUUUGGGGGUCUUGGCAUCUCUAAUUAUCUUUCACACACAACAGCGCCGACAUUUAAAACCCACUCGACAUAAAGCAAUAUUGACAAAUAAAUGUAUUUUGUCAAAAUUCUUAUUACAAUUUUCAUUUCUAAUUUCUGGUUACUUAAGACUAGCAUAAGGGAGAGCAGCUGGCAUGGAGGUGAGGACAUCAGUCUUAAGGUAUAAAUCGACGUCAAAAAAGGCAAAAAAUAUUUGCCGCCGACACUUAAGUCUCACUCUUGUCAUUUUCUGAAACUUGGCAGCCCUGAUAUGUAGCACACGUUCUUGGGUAUUUAAUGAUGCUGAGAGAUAAGACAGCAAAAAGGGCGCAAUUCUCACAUUUGGAGAAGCAAUGACUGAAAUUAUUGUCAAUCUAAAAAGUAAACCCCUUUGUUGUUGGUUUGACCAGUUGGGCUUGCCUAUGUAAAAAUGUUCUCUAUAUUCUAAAUGUUAACAUCCUGUUCUUUUGUCUCUCUGCAGGGGCUCACUCCACCUUAAACACAGAGUAUGGGAUGCCCUCCAGCCACUCCCAGCUUAUCUGGUUCUUUGUUGUUUACUUCUUUCUUUUCCUUUAUUUAAGGUAAGCUUGUUUGUUUUGUGUUGUGUGUGUUUGGGGAGGAUUCAGGGUGAAAGUGUGUUGCUCUGAAAGUCUAAGUACAACUACUUGUACAUACACUUGCAUCCCUACCACCUAAGAUAGUUUCUAUGCACUAUAAACUUUCUGUGACACAUAUAACUUUCUUUGAACUACUGCAGUCCAAGCCUUAUUUUACAUCAUAACAUGGACUACACACCUGUUUUUGUUUACGAGCCAUAAGAGGGCUUAACUUCAUGUGUACAUGAGAAAGAUGUUAUGUUGUGAACUUCUUUAAUCUCUAUUUUUUCAGAAUGCAUCAAACAAACAAUGCUCGAUGUGUGGACCUGUUAUGGAGACACAUAUUGUCCAUCAUCCUGUUGGGCAUAGCCUUAUCAGUCUCAUACAGCAGGUAAGAGACCAUAAAAAGUCCUCAGAUCAUUUCUUGAACCUUAAGUGAAAGCAGAAGAAGAUGACUCAAUUUAAGGUUGUAAAAUGGUGUAUUGUGUUCAAUGUAUUUUUAUGAGAUUUCUUGUUUAGAUUUAAGGGUUGAGUCCAUGUUAUUUCUGUAAUUAUUAUCAGGCUAAGUGUAGCUUCCCUCACAACUUUCAAACUAAACCACCUAAAACUAAAGUUGCACUAUUUUCCUGUUAAACAUCAGUGUCAGCUGUCAUGAAUAUUGUUGACAGCUGUUGGCUAUCUGCAGGUAAGGUGUCAUGAACUGAUGUCUGGUAGCUGAUAUUCAUCGGCUGUGUUGCAUCAAUUAAAUGCUGGUAUGCCUCACUGUUGAUUCUGAAAUUGGAAUUUUAUUGGUCUUAAUGAAUCCCACAUGAAGGCCAAAAGGUGCUUGUGCUCAAAUGUGAUUUGUUCAUGAUGAAACAAAGACAAUGUCUGCAGAGUAGCAGUGACAAUAAACACUGUCUGUGAGAAAGAUUAGCAACAUGCUGUUUGUAAGGAUUGUUACAGUGACUGCUUACAGCAAAUCUCGUGGGACAUUUAAAUACAGAAACGUAAGAAUUACAAUGAGGUGAAGAAAAAACACCAUCAUUGGCUAACUUGUGUUUAAACUGUGGCGUUGGCCUUGUUUUUAGCAACCGUGUAACCCAAAAAUAAAAGGUUUAGAAACUGAGGUUCUUCGUAGCAUGCAGCUGCGUUGAAGUUUUAGAGAAUGUACUGGACUCCUGUUAUUUCAGUGGUAUUACUUGUUUAUUUUUUGUUACCUUUUUUGCCCCUUAAAAUGACAGAGAAAGACAACGGGGCCAGUACAGAAAUGACUGACAUUUUAACGAGUUAAUUUUAGUUGCUUCUGAUCCUUCGAAGAGCAACGUCUAGGUAACCAUAUGUACAAAAAGGCUUGUCCAGAGUUGUUAUUCUUCCUCGUUUAUCCACAAUCUCAGAUUUUUUGACAGAGAGGAUUUGUGAUUGUGAUGCCUGUGAAAUAACAUGUUUUAGAAGUUGUGGGUUAUCAGCUGUUUAAUGGAAAAAGGAGAACCUCAGAACUUACAGGAUAUAAUGCACCGUACUCUUCAUUUCUGAAUACCCAUGCUGAUGUUUCCUGCUUCAUUUUGUAAUGCUUAUUACGUCAUUACCUUUUUUUUUAAAAUUGAGAAGAUGUUUUGGUCAACCAAAUGUCACGAAUGGUUAAAAAUGCCUCCCAAAAAUAUUCACCUUUUCAUGUGAUUCUAAGUCAAGAAUCAAAAAUAUUGAAUUGAAAUAGCUAUUUUGAACGUGUAAAAAUAGAGGGGAAUAAAUUAUGACAAAAAAAAAAGAAGAGCACAGGAACACCUAAUGAUUGAUUUUACAUAUGCAGAAAUACAUCUUAUUUAAUCCCACUGCGUCUCAAUACAUCAAGGAUAAAACAUAAUUUUGCUUUCAUAUUGAUGGUCAGAGUUUUGGUCAAAGCCCUGCGCUUCUUAAGUUUAUUUCAGACCAGAGCUUUGGAAAUCAGAGCAUUUCAUUGAUAAUAGAUUUGUCAGUACCUGUGUGCAUAAAAAUGUGAUCAUUAUUUGGCUGAAUUUCACUGUAUUAGUCUGUAUUUUGGCUGUGUUGUGAAUAUAAGGGGUUAUUUGUGAAAGCUGGUCGAAGUGUGCUGUCCUUUAUACUGAGUUUUUUUCUCCUAUCCGUCUUUAGGGUGUACCUGUUGUAUCACACCUGGAGCCAGGUUUUCUAUGGCGGAGUGGCCGGUAGUACGAUUGGCAUAGUCUGGUUCUUUUUCACUCAAGAGGUGCUGACACCAUUAUUCCCUAAAAUAGCAGCAUGGUAAGUAGUGCCCUCAUUUCUCUGCUUCCUCCUUUUGUCACAGGGGAAGACGGUUCCUCCUCAGCCUGAAUAAAUGUCUAAAAAGCGCUCUAUUAUGGCUGCUCUCAUUAUGCCUUCUUCACUUUCCUCGACUUUGAUUAACAGGCCAAUAUCAGAGUACUUCCUGGUGCGAGACACAAGCCUGAUCCCCAACAUCUUAUGGUUUGAGUAUACAGUGACCAGAUCAGAGGCAAGGUAAGCCGCUGUUUUGGAUGUCCAGUAUUUUAAAUCACACCACAUAGUGACACUGAAACUUUACAGACACACCCUGAUGAUUGAGGCGGUGCUAGAGGCUUGUUGACAAGCGGUAUAAUGUUCGAUUGUAAGACGGCACACGAGGGACAAUUCAAAUCGAUGAGAUGAAAACUGAACGACCUUACAAAAAGCAGGGAGCGCUAUCUGCCUUGGACUUCUCUGGUUAGAUGUUAUUUGGUGUCACAGAUGAUAGCUGCAGAUGGAGGACUUUGUAGUUGAGGAUGUUGCUGGUGUUAAUUUUCCACAGAUGGUUCCUCUUAUCAGGAUUACUAAUCAUGAUUAAUGUUGGUUUUAGAGACAUUUUUAUGUAAAUCAGUGAUUUUUAAAACAUACUCCUGCAUGUCAUUUACUGACAGUUAUUGACGGCUCUGCCCUGGUGUUUUUGGCUCAUCCAGGCUCUAAGCACUUGUAUCAAAUGUAGGAGCAAGUCUUAUUGGAUCUUGGAGUUGGUUUUGAUGAAAAUACAGUUUAACACUGGACUUUUAUUUGGUGUAUUUUUACAUUGUGGUAUUAAAAAGUAAAUUAUCUUAACUAUUUGAAUCCAUUUGAAUCAUGCUCAAUAUUAUCGGCAUUAUAUCAGUAUUGCCAUGGUAGCGGUAUCAGCAGAUAGUAGCUUAUGGAGCUAAGGUUUUUGGUCUGGUUCUAAAACAGACUGUCACAAAAGAAGUAACAGGAUAAUACUAUUGCAGUUUAUGGAUUUAGAAAUAAAUUGUGUUAACAGAAAAUGGAUUUCGAUAUGUUUUUAAGCCAAUGAAUGCAGUGAUUUCCACUACAGAGUCAUGUCUGUUUUUCAUGCAAUAUCACACUAAAGGGCCAAAGAUCGCAGCCAUCCAGUAUUGGUUUUGGGCUUUGUCCCUUUUACAGAGAUUUCUCCAGAUUCCAUAAACAUCCUAACUAUUAAGGUCCUUUCACACUGGGAGUGUUUUUUUUGUGCGAUUAUUUCGGACGUCAAUAUUUUUUUUUUGUCAAUACAAGCAUUCACGUUUUCCCAUCCUGCGAUAUUGCGGUAUUUAUUUUUUUGGAUCACGGUCGAUUUUUCUAAAGUUUCGCAUACUGUGUGUACACUUCUGACCAAUCAGAUUUCGUGUUGUUGCAACAUCAGAUUCACCGGUAAAUCCAACAUGGCCAACAGGCUGAUUGUUAGCGUGUCGGAGAACAGAGUGCUUUUUGAUAAAAAACACAAAUAUUACAAAGAUAACGACCCGAAGGACAACUUGUGGAGAGUCAUAGCGCCAGAUUUCUCAUAAGACGAUGGUUUGUGUACUUUAACAGUUUGCUGAACGUCAUUGUUUUAACUUUCAUCUGUGCUAAGUAACUUUAGCUCGUAAGCUAACCUGUUCAGAUACAACAUACCAUAUGUAUUUUUACUGUCUCAAACUCAAUCGCGUUGCUGUCACAGCACCAUUAGGUCUCGGUUGUUACCUUCAAUUAUGGAUUAUAGUUUAAUGUGCUUAUCUGGUACUGACCCCGACUCAGUACAUGCUAUCAUGACAGACAGCCAUCUCAACACUAGUGUCUAAUCAGAACUGAAAAACAGUCAGUCUGGUGUUGUGUCAAUCUUCUCGCUUUCACUCGCUUCCAUUUCGUUAUUGCGCGUCGUAUACUUGUGUCGGUCCCAGUGUGUAAGGACCAUUAUAGUGUUAAUAUUGUAUGUUUUGGAGACACAAAAAGCUCAUGGAAAGUGCCACCUUUGUCUUGUAGAAGUUAAAACACAACAUUGAUUUUUUUUAAAAAUUCUUCGAUCUUUUAAAUUUGCCGUUUGUUUUUUGUUUUUCCAGGAACAGACAACGAAAGCUUGGAACAAAACUUCAGUGAUCUGCACAUUUCCUUUGUGAAAACUGAGUUUAGGACCACAAAAACACACAAACACACACCCCACAUACUCACACACAUAUACACAAACACACACACUCUUGUACACAAACACAAACAAAAAGCUCACUUGACAAAAACACACUGGAGAAUCAUCUUCUGGACUGACGCGGUUGCGAGGAGAAAAGGGCAGAAACCGUUUACAGGUGGCGACAGAGUGCCUGGACCUGACCCGGAGCCUACAGCCUGAGCAAGUCCGUCCACACGCCUCUCCUCCUUGUACAGCUUGCCCACAAUGCUCUUCAGUGCAUGCAAGACUGUGCAAGAGGCAUACUAUUUAAUGAUAGAUUAAUAUAUAUAUUUUAACUAUAAACGCACGCUGACGGUAACAGUGUACUGUACCAGAUUGGAGGAGCCUGAAAGGAGGCUUUGGUCAGACAAAUUGGUGGGCGUCAUUGCAGCAUGUAUUUAGUGAUUCCUUUUUUUUUAACUCUCUUCUGAUGGAUAGCUGGUGGGAAAGAGUGGGGAGGGGGGCGGGGUUAAGGUUAGUUUUUUUUUUUUUUUCCUUUUCAAAUUUUCAUUGUUAUGUAAUAGAAAAAGAACAAUUUCGUACAAAAAAUGCUUCUGUAAUAUAAAGGAAAAUUUGCACUUUGUGAAAUUUCAAAGUAAGACAGAAAAAAAGACGACUAACACUAGUUAAUGUUAAGACCCUCCCCUUGUUUUCCCUCAUCAGUCUUUGCUUUGUACUGUCAGUCCUAAUAUACUAGACUCCAAAGCUGAUCUGCAAGCUGUGUAAAUUUGAUGUACCUAAUGUACGAUUGAGCAUCCAGGUUGUGGUUUCUCUUCAUAUCCACAUGUGAGGAUUAAGAGACUGAAUCGCAGCAGCAGGUUUUUGGUUGCUUGUCGUUGAACGCUUUGGACUGAGGGGUUUCUAUUGGACACCUCAUGCACAGUAGCAGCCUGGGAACAGAAUUCUGGGAAACCAUUUUCCUUCUUUUUAUUCCGUUUCUUUUUUUUAUCUUGUUUUCUGGUGUUGCAGGGAACAAUUUUCCUUUUUUUAAAAAAAACCCUGCAUUUCCAAAAUAACAUUCCAUAUCACUUAGUGAGAAAACACACAUGAUGACUAUUGAGGGGAAGUGUUUCCUUUUUGUAUUGUUUUAGGUGAAAGGAAUAAAAAAAAAAAGCCUCAGGUCAGUCGUAGCAUGCGAUUAUGCUUAAUAUCCUCACAGCCCACGGCAGCUGACGAUGAAAGCUGUCAGGUGGGGAUCUGAAGCUGAUUUAAAACUGUCAUAUCAUUAGCUCCACAAAGGGAAGUAGUUCUCUUAGAAUUUGAUUUUUUUCCAUGUGUAACCUAUAUCAGGCUGAAUAAACUGUGUUUAUGUACAACACAUGGCUCACGCUUUUUACCUC